CAAGUAGGGCUUCCUUUGAACGGUCUAAAUUCGGGCAUCAAGGCUACACUUUUGGGCAACGCACUUUAAAUACACUAUUGAGAUGAUCUCUGAGACUUAUUUAGAAUCGUUGAACAAUAAUGUAACAUAGCACCCAAAUAUACAGUAGCUUGAAGAGGAAGAUUACAUUUCCAGGUAUCUGGUAUCUAUUUAAUGAAAACAUAAUUAUUUUAGCCUUAUAUCGCGUUUUUGUAUCUAGUUUAGGGAUCCAGACCAUAGUUUGACAUGUGUCCCAUUCGGACACUAUCCUCAGCCAACUGUGCACUGAAUCUUUGGACUGCCGUUUCACACCAUUUAGAGGCCGUCUGCUUUUUAUCCUCGCCGCAGGAUAUCAGUGCCCCUCCUUCUCCAGUGGGGUCCCCUACCGGGGUGUGGUUGGAGGCCAGAGAUUGGAUUCUCCCCUCCUUCUCAAGCACACACACACUCCAUGCACCAUUACACCCCUCCCUAGAGAGUUGGGCUUGUAACAAGACUACAAGGUGACAACAAGGACAGAGGUGAGACAGAGACCAUAACACACGGGACAAACCUCCUGAGAUGCUUGGCAAUCUUCUUACAGGUGAUUCAACUUCCCUCAAGCCAGUGUGUUAGGACCACUCCUCAUCAAGUGUACGCAGCCCAUUUUGAUGCAUGACACCAUGGGUAGUUCCCCUGAGGUGCUCUCAUGGACUUCCUGCCCCAGCAUGUUGGUGGGCAAGCUAAAGGAGGAGCUUAAGCUCAGCGUGGUUGGGGACUCCAUGAAGAAAUCAAAUGCACCAAACUCUCAAGCGCAGCCUCCUCCGCCCCCUCCUUCGAUAUUGCCCCCUCAGAUAAUUACUGACUUGGCGCCGCCGACGCACCUGUCCGUGCCCCAGCAGACGCUACAACCGCCCAACCAGGACGAAGACUCUGUGCUCGGGGGCCUAAGUCCCCCAAACACGGCUUUGAGCGUUGACUCUACGCGUGGUGAGGGUGGCCACUUUGACAACAGUGUGCUCCAGCUGCAGGAGCAGGACCACGAGGAAGCCCAGUCACCAGCCUCCUGUGAGCAUGGGGGCUGCGGCAGCGGAAUGGAGGACCAGACAGGUGAUAGGGACUGUCAAAUGGACCACAACAUCGAGGGAAGACAAAGUCAUCACCCUGAUGACAUCAAGCUACACUUCCACAGAGCGGGGCCUGGGUCAGGCGGCUUCCUGGAGGGACUGUUCGGCUGUCUUCGGCCAGUCUGGAACAUCAUAGGAAAGACGUAUUCCACGGAAUACAAGCUCCAACAACAAGACAUGUGGGAGGUUCCAUUUGAGGAAAUCUCAGAGUUGCAGUGGCUGGGUAGCGGCGCCCAGGGAGCCGUCUUUCUUGGCAAAUUCCGCUCUGAAGAAGUAGCCAUCAAAAAAGUGCGCGAACAGAAGGAGACGGACAUCAAGCACCUGCGAAAACUCAAGCAUCCUAAUAUCAUCAGCUUCAAGGGUGUAUGCACGCAGGCGCCUUGUUACUGCAUUAUCAUGGAGUACUGCGCUCAAGGCCAGCUCUACGAGGUGCUGAGAGCAGGACGGAAAGUGACCCCCAGGCUGUUGGUGGACUGGGCCUCAGGCAUUGCCAGCGGCAUGAACUACCUGCACCUUCACAAGAUCAUCCACAGGGAUCUCAAAUCUCCCAAUGUUUUGGUCACACACAACGACUCUAUGAAAAUUUCCGACUUUGGGACAUCUAAAGAGCUGAGUGACAAAAGUACAAAGAUGUCAUUUGCCGGUACGGUGGCCUGGAUGGCGCCAGAAGUGAUCAGAAAUGAGCCUGUGUCUGAAAAAGUGGACAUCUGGUCAUUUGGAGUUAUGUUAUGGGAAUUACUAACUGGAGAGAUCCCUUACAAAGAUGUGGACUCCUCCGCUAUCAUUUGGGGUGUCGGCAGCAACAGUCUUCAUCUCCCAGUGCCCUCCACCUGCCCGGAUGGCUUUAAAAUCCUCAUGAAACAAACAUGGCAAGGCAAACCCAGGAAUAGACCAUCUUUCCGUCAGAUCCUCCUGCACCUCGACAUUGCUUCGGCUGACAUUCUGGGAGCUCCUCAGGAGACCUACUUCAAGUCUCAGGCUGAAUGGAGGGAGGAAGUGAAGAAACAUUUUGAGAAGAUCAAAAGUGAAGGCACAUGCAUUCACAGGCUGGACGAAGAGCUGAUCAGACGCAGGCGGGAUGAACUCAGGCAUGCGCUGGACAUCCGGGAACACUAUGAGAGGAAACUGGAGAGAGCCAACAACCUGUACAUGGAGCUCAGUGCCAUCAUGUUGCAGCUGGAGGUGCGAGAGAAAGAACUCAUGAAGAGAGAGCAAGCUGUGGAGAAGAAAUACCCGGGGACUUACAAGCGCCACCUCGUCAGGCCCAUCGUGCGGUCAAACGCAGUAGAAAAGUUGAUCAAGAAAAAAGGAAGCAUUUCUCACAAACCUGGGAUGCCCACUGCCAAAAGGCCUGAUUUGCUCCGUUCUGAUGGGAUACCGAGUGUGGACGCCCUCCCUUCCCCCUCACCGUUGUCCGCCAGCCCAAAAGUCUCCACCCCUCCUGGCAAAUCCCGCUACCGAAGCAAGCCCCGCCACCGCCGCGCCAAUAGCAAAGGAAGCCAUAACGAGUUCCUCGGGGUGCUGAGACCUGUCGCAGUGGUGCCAGAAGAUGGCCGGUCGUUACAGGAGCUAACUCAUCAGCAUCACCACCAUCACCUGCCACUGCCUCCCGCAGCGCCCCAGCUCCCAUUGAAGGGCCGCGAAGAGGCCGUGGUGAACUGUGCCAAUAACCUGCGUUAUUUUGGCCCUGCUGCCCCCCUCCGUAGCCCCCAGACGGAUCACCUGCAGCGCCGGGUUUCCGGUUCCAGCCCCGACCUGAUCUCCACUGUGGUGGAUGCAGACUCACGACAGCGGGCCUCAUCCACGAGCUCCAAUCCUUUACCAGGUACUGGUGCUGGGUCUUUGUGUCCCUGUUGCCAGGCACACCCCUUGCCUGGAUGCCUUCACUGUCAGGAAGCCCCUCCUGCAUCCGGCCAGCCAGAGCUGCUCAAUUCUCAAGAAGGCACACAGUCGUCUUUGGGGGCUCCUAAGAAAGAUCCAGGUUUUGAUGAUGAUGGAGACGUCGCAAACAAGGCAGAGGCCCGGAAACCGGAGGCCUCCCAGAAUCCACACGCCCUUCCGACCGCACUUCCCCGCACACUCAGACCUCUGAGGAAGGGUGGAGAUGAGUCAUCUGAAGAGGAGGAAGGAGAGGUGGACAGUGAGGUGGAGUUUCCAAGGAGACAGAGACCUCAUCGCUGUAUGAGCAGCUUCCAGUCCUACUCCACCUUCAGCUCGGAGAACCUGUCCGUGUCUGACGGAGAGGAGGGAAACACCAGCGACCACUCCCACAGCGGACCACUGGAGAGGCUAAGCGCCAGCCAGGAGGAGCAUCUGGACGAGCUGCUGUCGCACACGCCGGACAUCCCCAUAGACAUCUCCACCCAGUCAGACGGCUUGUCUGACAAGGAGUGUGCCGUCCGGAGGGUAAAGACCCAGAUCUCCUUGGGCAAACUGUGCUCGGAUGAACACAGCUAUGAGAAUCCUCUUCAGUUUGGGGAUUCAGACUGUGACUCGUCCGAAGCAGAGUGCUCAGAUGCCACCAUUCGUAACAACAAAGGAGCUCCUUCCUCGUGGUAAAUCCACGCUUUAUCUUUUAUUUUUUUUAAUAUAAUUUAGCUUUUGCCUGGAACCAACUGCGUCCCAAUGGGUACCGCAGAGACGACAGCAAUAAGAGGACAAUGAUGUACAAAAGAAAAAAUCCUUGUAGCAAUCUCAACCAGAGGUCCCCUUCCUCCUUUCCCCCAUGCCUUCAUACCUUUACCUUCAUGCUCAGCACAGCAUUCAGGCAAGUCAUGGCAGGGAUUCCCUAUCAGAAUGAAACUGCACAGGUGAUAAUGUAACAUUUAUGAUUUAUUUUUCAAUUCUGAGGGACAAUUCAGGACAUCUGCGUGGCGAAAAGACUCUUCAGGAGAAACAUUUUGCACGAUUUCCACGUUGUGGUUUGAAACGGAGAUGCACGGACGUAUUGAAGCGCUGAUCGGUUUAAGGCUGACAGCGAUUACAUCACUGUUAAUCUCUCAGGUGACCCAGAUGGGGGAGCAUCACUACCAUCUUCAUUGUAUUGCUUUACAAAUCCAAAUUUGGCACGCAGCGUCCUCUGGUACCAAAACAUCAUCGCCUGGUUUUAUUAUGAGUUUACAUCGCAGAGAGCAGGUCCCGCCUCCCCUGUCCAAACUCCGCCUCCAACCAGAACAAUGGCGGGGGUGCCACACAGCGAGCAUUAUAAACACCAGCAUGACCAACCUGCCUCGUCGUCGGACUCCGUUAUGUGUCAUCGGGACCCUUGCUGUGACUUCCUCACGGCAUGCAUGUGCAGCCUGCAACGUGCGAUACGCUGGCAGAAGACUGCAUUGGGCGGAGCAAGCUAUGAUUGAAGAUAUCCUUUUCAAGUCUCCUCUCAGGAAUUGUUCGAGGACCGGUACAAACUGGACUAGACCAAUUACUGUACAGUACAGGCCAAAGGUUUGGACACACCUUCUCCUCAUUCAAUGCGUUUUCUUUAUUUUCAUGACUACCGUAAUUUCCGGACUAUAAGCCGCACCUGACUAUAAGCCGCACCAGCUAAAUUUAGGGGAAAAUACAGAUUGCUCCAUAUAUAAGCCGCACCCGACUAUAAGCCGCAGGGUUUUGAUGUGUAAUUAGCGUAGUAUAUAAGGGUUCCUGCUACCACGGAGGGGAUUGUCGGGACAGAGAUGACUGUUUGGGAACGCAAAGCGUCCCAUUUAUCAACAAUAAAUCUUUCAAUCAUUCAAUCAAACUUUCACAUCUUUGACAUGGCGAACAGCAUUCGUGCAGAGUACAAAUAAUACAACGGUGCAAAGUAAUACAAAGUGCUCGCCUGUACGUUAUCAAAAUAACCAGCCUACCGGUAUAUGAAAAGUCAGUCUUUAAUCAUUGUGUCAUCGUCUUCCUCCUGCGUACUAAAACCACCGAAAUCCUCUUCGUCGGUGCAGGAGAAGAACAGGCCGUAUAUAAGCCGCACCCUUGUAUAAGCCGCAGGGACCAGAACGAGGGGAAAAAGUAGCGGCUUAUAGUCCGGAAAUUAAGGUAUUUACAUUGUAGAUUGUCACAUCAAAACUACGAAUGAACACAUGUGGAGUUAUGUACUUAACAAAAAAAAGGUGAAAUAACCAAAAACAUAUUUUAUAUUCUAGUUUCUUCAAAAUAGCCACCCUUUGCUCCGAUUACUUUUUCGCACGCUCUUGGCGUUCUCUCUGUGAGCUUCAAGAGGUGGUCACCUGAAAUGGUUGUCACUUCACAGGUUGUGCUUGGAGAGAAUGCCAAGAGUGUGCAAAACAGUAAUCCGAGCAAAGGGUGGACACAGCUUCUCUUUUAAUGCAUUUCUUUUAUUUUCAUAGAAUAGAAUAUAUCUUUAUUGUCAUUGUACAUUGUACAACGAAAUUGUAAGCAAAACUAAUUUAGUGCAAAUUCAUAAUAACACAUACAAACAUAAGAACAUAGAUAAAUAGAUAAAAAUACAUAAAAAUACCAAGCUCACAUGCACAGUCAUUCUUGUCUUGUGUUCAGCGACACUAUUGCUCUCGGGUAAAAAGUGUUCUUAAAUAUGUUUGUCCGGCCUUUUAUUGUCCUGUGUCUCCUGCCUGAGGGCAGUAGUUCAAAAAGUUUAUAUCCAGGGUGAGAUGGGUCCCUUAUGUUUUAGGCCUUUUUGAGGCACCUGGCCUCAUCAUGACUACUUCAUAACUAUUAUGACUAUUCAUGACCAACAAAGACUAUAAAAAUGGGACCCAUUACCUCCCUGCUUGGCACUCAGCAUCAAGGGUUUUGAAUUAGGGGUUAAAUCACCAAAAAUGAUUCCCGGGCGUGGCCACCGCUGCUGCCCACUGCUCCCCUCACCUCCCAGGGGGUGAUCAAGGGUGAUGGGUCAAAUGCAGAGGACGAAUUUCACCACACCUAGUGUGUGCGUGACAAUCAUUGGUACUUUAACUUUAAACUUUAAUUUACAUUGUAGAUUGUCACUGAAGGCAUCAAAACUAUGACACCUGUGAAGUGAAAACCAUUUCAGGUGACUACCUCUUGAAGCUCAUGGAGAGAAUGCCAAGAGUGUGCAAAGCAGUAAUCAGAGCAAAGGGUGGCUAUUUUGAAGAAACUAAAAUAUAAAACAUGUUUUCAGUUAUUUCACCCUUUUUUGUUAAGCACAUAACUCCACAUGUGUUCAUUCAUAGUUGUGAUGCCUUCAGUGACAAUCUACAAUGGAAAUAGUCAUGGAAAUAAAGAAAACACAUUGAAUGAGGAGAAGGUGUGUACAAACUUUUGUCCUGUACUGUAUUUUUGCAACCUUUCUUGUGUUCACCAUACAGUUUCUCCUCAAAUAGUGGCCUCCAGUAUAACUGUGUGUCCACAAUGGAUACCUGGCUUGCUUCCCACAUUUUCCCGCAAGGUGCUACAGUUUCAGUACGCUACACCCGGCUUUUAGUUAGCUCACACUGGUGUAGUUGAUAGCACUAAAUUGGCCCUAGUGUGUGAAUGUGAGUGAGAAAGUUGCAAUGAGGGGGCGACUUGUCCAGGGUGUACCCCGCCUCCCGCCCGAGUGCAGCUGGGAUAGGCUCCAGUACACCCUGCGACUCCAAGAGAGACAAGCGGUAUAAAAUGGAUGGAUGGCUGGAUGGAUAGAUAAUGUGACAUCACAGCAGGACAGGACGCAACCCGAAAAUGAACAAAGACAACACACUGAAGUCUAUAAAUAUCUUUUAUUUUAAUUUUAUUUUUUAAACAUAAUGUUAUACUCUCAGUAACACAUCGGCAUGGUCUUACAACUGUGCAGCAAGCGCAAACUAAUCCCACAAGCAGAAAAGGAUACGUUCACCUCCAAUAAAAACCGUUACACAUUCCAUUCCCACUGUAACACAAAGCGACAAUUUAUGUGCAUAAGUAUAGAACUUUUUUUUUUUUUUUUUUUAAACAAUUAUUGAGGAUAUGUGAUGAAGGCGAUUGCAGAUGUGGUAUCUUUCUUUAUUUUAUUUUUCGGUGCAGCGUCUCCCAUGUGACACUUUAUGGCAGGGUGAUUGUUUACUAUAAAGGAACACAUCAUUCCCAACAAAAGCAACUCUACGCAUAGUUUGCUCGCUCAGGACGGAGGUCUAGCUGGCUAGACACACAGUGACCGCUCGGCCAGUGGGAACUCAGCAAAUUCUUUAUAUGUGCGUUUUUUUGUUCUUUCUAAAAGUGAAUGAAUGCUCAGGCCUGCUGGUUAAGAACAGGAGCAAUAUAACAGCCGCUAGAUGGCGACAAAUGCAACCGCUCUGCUCCUUUUUAUUAUAAAGUGCCGAAUCCCAUAAUGACAUAAGCUCAGCAAUAUUAUACAGUAUUUGUUAGGUUUUGCUGUGUUUAAAAAAGGAUACUGCAUCUGUGUAGAAUUUAUUUUUUUUCCUCCUGUUUUGAGCAAUUUUGAUGGCUGGAAAACUCUUUUUCAGCCAGUUCAAGUGUGUGUAUAAGGAAUAUAAGACGGAUAAAAAUAAUUUUUUUGAUUUUUUUUUCCCUGAAACCUUACUACAGUGUUAGUUUCCUCCGUAUGUAAACGGCUUUUUUCACCAAUGACCAGCUUAAACCAAUUGCAAAUAAGCAUUUUUAUGGUGUUUCGCAUCAGUAUUGAACACUUGUAGGUGUGCAGGCAGCAGAGAUGAACCUAAGAUUUUUAUUUUUUACUUAAGUCUUUUUGGGGUUUUUUUGCUUCAAAGCUUUGCAAAGGCUGCUGCCUCAUCUUGAGCCUCCUCCAUCCCUCUCCCUACGUCGUGUUUAUGUGAGUUAACCUCGUGUAUUGUAAUCAAGCUGUCAAUCCUGUGAAGUAUCAUGUUUACUUUCAUCAUUUUUCUUUGUAGCUGGCCUACACCAUUAUUGAUUAAUUUAUUAUGAAUGACGGGCAAGUGCUCUUUUUUUUUUUUUUUUUCUCCAUUUCUGGCAGCUUCUCCUUGAAGUAUUAUUUAAAGAAAGCACAAUGAACAGAUGUUAGGACAGUAUUAGUUUUAUGUUUGGUGGAUCAAAUCAUGAUAUCUUGAAGUAUUGAUGUACUCUGCACUUAGCUACAUAAAUUGUUCCCAAGGCUUACUACUCAACAUAUCUUUUCAACAAAUUCAAUCGGAGGACACACACACACACACACACACACACACUGGUUAUCAUUUGGAAUGGGGACCAAGUUUUUGAUCAUCACUUGUGGGGACCACCCUUUCUACAGGUUGUGGAGGCAUAAAAAUGGGUAGGUAAAAUGGCCACUGCCCAGUUAGCUCAUACACGUCUUUAAAUCUGUGGAUUGAUGAAGUAAUGUGCUGAUCAUUCUUACUGGGGACUCUGGGGGAAAAAGAGUUAAUAUGGUUCCUUUGGGACCAAUUUUAAAUAAUUUUGCAUAAUUCACACAAAUUUGUACGUGACUACUGAGGACCAUUUAUUUAAAAAAAAAAAAAAAAAAAAAAAGUUCAAAUUAGAUGUUAAAAACAUGUUUUAUGGGCCAAAGCUUAAAAAUCACUUAGGCAUCUUCAGAAGGGAUCUGACUAUCAUUUAAAAAGGUUUCCCUUUAGGGGACCUGUUUUUUUUGUCCCCAUACCGUCAGAGGUCCCCUAAAGGUGACUGUGUAAACAGAGCGGUGUCCCCAUUAAGUCAGCAUUGCCAGAAAACACACACACACACACGGUCAAAGAGACCCUGGACAAACCUGGAAGAAUUCCGUUUUUUUUUCUUCUUCUUUCUGCAAUGUUCUUUUAUGUGUCCGAACCUCUGUGAAGGUAUUUCUUACCGUGGACAUCACAUGACCUCAUAUCAUGUAUCCGGUAACUGUUUCGUUAUUACGCUCAUUUCUAGCUCCUUUUCCUGUCGAAUGGCAUUAUGAUCAACCAAUCUUCUCAUGUCGGAUUCCUGUAUUUUCCAGACUACAGUACACGGUGGAUAAUCUGGGAGAAUAUAAUCCAAGCAAGUAAAUGCAUGGAAUAAAUGCUGAUGUACUGUACCCAAC
Entelurus aequoreus (snake pipefish) is the source of this 9066-nucleotide messenger RNA. RefSeq names its product mitogen-activated protein kinase kinase kinase 13 (gene map3k13). Gene Ontology annotation, molecular function: JUN kinase kinase kinase activity; ATP binding. Gene Ontology annotation, biological process: JNK cascade; protein autophosphorylation. Lineage: Eukaryota; Metazoa; Chordata; Actinopteri; Syngnathiformes; Syngnathidae. Bases 666 to 3680 code for a protein of 1004 amino acids. The record is from RefSeq and is a predicted model, not a curated record. The transcript has 15 exons.